Molecule: messenger RNA, 4113 nt
Organism: Kwoniella shivajii
Lineage: Eukaryota; Fungi; Basidiomycota; Tremellomycetes; Tremellales; Cryptococcaceae
Exons: 7
Coding region: 1-4113 (1370 amino acids)
Source: RefSeq, a predicted model, not a curated record
AUGGCUACUCCAAAAUAUUCACCUCAUCAAAUAGGUGCACUACCAUUCGAGAGUGAUCUCAGAUACACCCAGAACCAAAACCAAUAUCAACAACAACAAACACAAGCAACUUCAACAAGCCAACAACCAUAUCAAUCAAGAUUUCGCUAUCAUGCUCAGCCCCACUCACAAGCCUCUGUCCAACUAUACGAUUCUUAUUUCCCACCUCACAAUCAACAAGGCAAUAUCGAUGAUAUCGUUUAUCGAUAUUCAGCAGAAGUCGAUCGAAUAGCCAUAGCCGCUCCAGGUACACCGACGGUAGGGAUUUACUCUCAAGACGGCCUAUGGGAUGAAGAAGAAGAUCCAUCGUCAUCAGCAAAACAAGCUGGUCCAUCAUCGAAGAAAGGGAUAACUCCAACAGUAACUAAAAGUAGAACUGGAACAGUAUACUCAACAACGGGAAACACCGAAAAUAAGAAUUGGAUUUGGAGAAAACCUAGCAUGCCUCAAAUGAAUAGUCCCACAAUCGCAAUGGAGGAUCAGAUCCCUCUGCCAGUACCUUCAAAAGGACUGGAAAAGAAGAAGAGUAAAGGUUUGCUUAGGGGGAAAGGUAGAAGAGGUGAAUUGAUUGUUGCUGUCUCGAACGAUGCGGAUGAAUCAUUUGAAGCACCACCUCCAUUACCCAUACCGGCUACACCAGCAUCCUUUAUUACUGAAUCUUCACCGGCAUCAUUCAGUUCACCCACAUUCUCCCCGGUGAACUAUCCUUCGCCAAUGUUUCAAACUCCCGCACUGCCAACACCACCCCUCACAGCCACAAGUACGACGACGAACAAGUCAUCCAAAUCCACUUCAUCAUGGAAAAGAGGAAUGCAAAAGAUCUUCAAAUCGAAGUCAUCAGCAGCAUUAAGGGAAGCUGCAACAAAGGAAGCGUCAUUAUCACCACCCCCAAUGCCACAGAUGCCUAAUCUACCAGGACCUUCAAAGCAUUCCUUGGGCAAACCUUUCUCCUCUUCCACACCUCCAUUAGGUGAAUCAAGGAGGAUAUACAAUCCACCCACUCCAGGGUACCUUUCAACACCUCCAUCAGCAGCGAGAGAAUCCUUUGUUCCCCCUUUUAUGGCAAAUCUUCCCAAUGACCCAUUCGCAUCAAGUCUAGAUCUUACAUGUAAUAACCCUGUGUCGUCACCUCUUGCUUCGCCGAAACCUCGUCCCGGUUUACGACAUAAUUCUCCUAGUUUGAAGGACUUGAAGAACCUCUUACCCAGUCAUCACAAACCUGCAAUGAUGAAGGCGAAGAGUUUCGCUACGUUGCAUCAUCGUGAAGGAUCGAAGAGCGUAUCUAAAGAGACAGCUUCUCAAUCGAAGUUGGCCAAACGAAUGAGUUCUCUGGUCGGGCUUAACAUCUACGCUCACGCAGCUCCAGAGAACGCAGAGACCUUUGAACCAUUACAGCGCCCGCCAACUCAAGCUUCCCUGGCACCACCGAUCGAGAGUCCACCACUCUUACCUCCUCAGCCACCCUAUUUCCAAGGCGCAUCGCGAUCUCCGUCAUUACCGUCCAUAACCUCGGAUUCGGACUCAUCACCCGAGGAAAGUCCACGAUUGAGCAUACCUCCAAGUGCUCCACUGCCUCCUAUUCCUCUGUCUAGCUCAAGUUCAAAUCUUGCUGCCCCAAUACAGCGCAGUGGAUCUGGUGCUGUGCUGCUACCGCGGUCAAGGUCCACAAGUAUGAGCUUCAAGUCACCACCUACAAGCUCAUCAUUCUUCGAUUUAUACGAGCAACUUGGCAUUUGGCCUAGUGCGGAGAAGGAGAAGAAAGAGAUUCACGACGAACCCGAGGAGAUGGCUGAGAUCAGAUCUAAAGCGCAAGAUAAAGAGAACAUAUCUCCACCAGAGGAACAGGGGGAAAACUUGGAUCAUGCGGUAGAUGCUACCAAUGAAGUCUCAGGCUCACAUCUGCAGAUUAACAUGCCAAAAUCAGACAGCCUCAGUUCCACUGCAAGCUGGAACGUUGCUUUGGAUUCUUUCCCUCAAGCUCCGGGCGCAGACGUCCUUGAUUUUGGUCUACCAUAUGUUGCCGAUGAGGAAGGUAUGGAUUCUUUAGUCGAAUCAAGUCAACACCAUGGCGAUCGAUCAGAUGUUCUCAGUAUCGUUGCCGUUGCUGCGUCUUCCAGGAACAGCUCUCACCAAACUACAAUAAACAAUUCCAUGUCGACCGAUAGACGGACUUCUGGCUCAACAGUCACUCGCGCCACUUCAGUAGGGCUCGUCAACUCGUCUUUCUCCUCCAAAGGUCGAGGAAGAGCAUCGGGAAGUGGGAACUCGUCAAGGGAGAAUAGCCCAGAGAGAUUAAGGGAUGAUCUUACCGAUCGAGAAGCGAGCGACAACGAUUCAUCUGAAGACGACGAUGUGCCAUUAUCCAGACUUCAUCCGGAAGCAGCUGCUGCUCAGGUGCAACGUCGUGAUACUAGGCGCAAGAUGCGUGAAGCGAGAAAAGCUCACGUAGUUCAGUCGCAAAAGCAGAGCGCAAAAUCACAAGGUAGAAAUCCUGGAGGAGAAUAUGUAUGGGAUGGGGAAGGUGGAAUACCAGCUGAUAUCCUUGUUAAAAAGCUUGAAGCUGUAAUGGUUAAAAGAGCGGAACGGGAAGCUGCGUUUAUUGCUGAGCAACAGGGUGGACCAAGUGUACCUCUAGGGCUCCGAGCUCACAGAUCAAUGCGAGAACAUGUUCCGCCGACACUGGAUCAAAGUAUUCGAAGAGUCCACAGUCAAGGUCACGCAGCUCAUCCAUCUCCCACUGGAUGGCAAGAGGAAGCACCGCCUCUACCUCUCAUUCAAACCGCUAUUCCCCUCAGGCAACCUUCAGGCUACCCGCAUCCCAGCAGUGCCAUCUCACCCACCGAUACGUCAUUUGGUCGAAUCCCAUCAAGAGGUCACGCUUCUAAUGCACAAUCAUCGUACCCGAUGAACGGCGAUAGGUCUCGACAAAAUUCAGUGGCAACUAGCAUAUCAUCUAGACUUCCCGCUGCACCUGCUGGUACUCGAGCUCCUUCCAGACAAGAUGAGAGAUCGGUUCCUACUUCAGCUCAAGUCACGAGAAGCAAUACUGCUGCAACUCAGUAUUCGAUGACCUCGUCUCAAAGAGCAAGGGCUCAAACAAACGGGUCAACAUCACUGCCUCAUAAGGAAUCUGCCUCUCUUCAUUCUAGAUCAACCACGGAACCAUUACCAAAUUCCCAUCGACCUUCAGUGCCCGCUCCUGCUCCAGCACAAAGAGUCCAUGCUAGUGUACCUGCUUUCGUGACUGCGUUGAAUGGCAAGAAGAUCAUACUGGAUCUGACUACUUCUACUACCGCCAGAGAAGUACUGGUGAACACGUAUCAUCAAGGUGAUCUUGUCGAUGCCACCGUUGGGAAAAGCUGGGUUCUAUGCGAGAUGUUUGCUGAGAUGGGAUGCGAGAGACAAGUAAGGGAGUAUGAACAGUUAUUACCCAUCGUAAAAGGAUGGGAUCAAACUGCGAAAUUUAACUGUUUCGUUUUCAAACAGAGUAACAGGGGUAUGCCAACGUGGUCAAGGGGAGUUCCUGCGAAUCCACCGAUGUUAGGCUCAUGGGUACAAUACGAGACGAAAAAGGGUAAAUGGUCAAAAAGGUGGUUAGAGACCAGAGGAGGACAAGUAUUCUUGGCUAAGAACGAGAAAAACAAAGAAGAGAUACACAUCAAUAGUUUAUUCUUUGACAUUUACACAAUCACAAGAGGUUACGACUCGCCCAAACCUUCUACUUUCAUGAUGAAGCGAGUCGAACCAUCUUCGAACUUUGAAGAUCAGUCGGAUUACGCACAUGUCUUCUCUUGUGAAGAGGGACUUGCGUUCAAGCUUAUGGCUGCGAUCUACGAUGCAAAGAGUUACACGUUAUCUCAAUCAUUCCCUCAGAUGACAAGUAAUCAACUCACGACCCCAAAUACAUCGUCUGGUACUUCAUCGAUCAUCACUCCAGCAACUUCGAGAAGACCAAAUUUCGCUCACACCAAUAGUCAUGAUGGACCGACGUCGAAUCAACAACCUUUGGUCAGCUUGAACAAUGAGGAACAGAAGAGAUCUGGAUUUACAGGGAGAGGUCUUUUGAAAAUUUAA